GUUUAGAGAGGACAUGGAAUACUCCAAAUGCCCUACUUCGGCAUUUUUACUUCUCGUGAUUUUCUUUGUCAUUCCUUUUAUCUUCUUUUAUCCUUUGAAGGAGCCAAACCAUCUUACCCACUUCACUCCUCCUUUCAUCCUUUCCACUGUUGAAGACAACCGCACAAACAUAACCUCACCCAAACCACCACCGUUGCACCCACUUGAGCUUCUCUCCACUGUCACCCCUGCAAAUGAAACCUACAACAACACUGUUCAAAGCACUGUCAUUAAGGAAUGGACAAGUUUGGAGAAAGUGGAAGAAGGAUUGGCAAAAGCACGGGCCUCAAUUCAGGAAGCAAUAUUGUCAAGGAAUUAUAGUUCAGCAAAGAGGGACACUUUUGUGCCCAAAGGAUCCAUUUACUGGAAUCCACGUGCUUUUUACCAGAGCCACAUGGAGAUGGUGAGGAGAUUGAAGGUGUGGGUUUACGAGGAAGGAGAGCAACCAUUAGUGCAUGAUGGCCCAGUAAACGACAUAUACGCCAUUGAAGGUCAAUUUAUGGACGAAAUGGACAAUGAUAAAUGGAGUCACUUCAGGGCAAGACAUCCUGAUGAGGCACACGUUUUUCUACUUCCAUUUAGCAUUGCCAACGUUGUUCACUACGUUUACAAGCCUAUCCUAAAGCAAUCUGACUAUGAACCUGUUCGCCUUCAGCGGUUAGUGGAAGAUUACAUUGGUGUUAUUGCAGAUAAGUAUCCUUAUUGGAAUAGAAGCAAAGGUGCAGACCAUCUUUUGCUUUCAUGUCAUGAUUGGGGUCCAAAAGUUUCAUAUGGCAAUCCUGAAUUAUUUCAGAGUUUUAUUAGGGCACUUUGCAAUGCGAACAUUUCAGAAGGAUUUCAACCUAACAGAGAUGUAUCCAUUCCUGAAACGUACUUGCCAAAAGGAAAGUUGGGUCCACCCAGCCUAGGCCAACACCCAAACAAUCGCACUAUUUUGGCUUUUUUUGCCGGUGGAGUCCACGGUGAAAUUCGAAAAUUAUUGGUAAAACAUUGGAAGGGUAAAGAUAAUGAAGUUCAAGUUCAUGAGUAUCUCCCAAAUGGGCAAAAUUACACAAAAUUAAUGGGACAAAGCAAGUUCUGUUUGUGCCCUAGUGGGCAUGAAGUUGCAAGUCCUAGAGUGGUGGAAGCAAUUCAUGCAGGUUGUGUGCCCGUGAUAAUCUGUGAUAAUUACUCUUUGCCAUUUAGUGAUGUGCUAAAUUGGAAUCAAUUCUCAAUAGAGAUUUCGACGGAGAAAAUUCCAGAAAUCAAGGCUAUAUUACAAACUGUUUCGAAGAAUAAGUAUUUGAGAUUACACAUGAAUGUGCUGAGAGUUCGUCGGCAUUUUAUGAUUAAUCGACCAUCAAAAUCAUUUGAUAUGAUGCAUAUGAUACUUCACUCAAUCUGGCUCAGAAGGCUAAACUUCAAAUUGCUUGCUUCUGACUAA
Molecule: messenger RNA, 1462 nt
Organism: Abrus precatorius (Indian licorice)
Lineage: Eukaryota; Viridiplantae; Streptophyta; Magnoliopsida; Fabales; Fabaceae
Product: probable glycosyltransferase At3g42180
Exons: 4
Coding region: 14-1462 (482 amino acids)
Molecular function (GO): glycosyltransferase activity
Source: RefSeq, a predicted model, not a curated record